This is a messenger RNA of Styela clava, 2826 nucleotides long. Its product is annotated as NXPE family member 3-like. The record is from RefSeq and is a predicted model, not a curated record. NCBI's taxonomy places the organism in Eukaryota, Metazoa, Chordata, Ascidiacea, Stolidobranchia, Styelidae.
CGAGAAGGUUUUAGAAAAUCUAAAGGUGCAAAUUUUAAAAUAGGUCGCGGACCCGAUGAUUCGACUCGGCGCAACGACGUUUGUCGACCCCCACUUCAGGGUAGAGAGACACAGAAUAAGCAACAUGGCUUUGUAGUUCAUAUGUAUAUACUUUGUGUUUCUGGGUAACAUGCUUGCUAACGUAGUUUAUAUAUUUGAUACACACAGAAUGAUUAUCCAUUAACAAAUUAAAUUUGUAUAUUCUGUGUUUAAGAUUAAAGGGCUUUUUAAAGUCAGACAAAUUUAUUUAUUCGAACGUAUUUAAUAUUUCAAUCUUUAGUUUAUAUGUUGAAUAUUUGGGACAAAAAUUAUUAACCUGAUUUAAAGAUAAACAAAUAUCAGCUUUGUAAAAUUAUAAACCGAUAUUAUGCUGGAAGCCUGGAACAAUUUACAUGUUAGUAACAACAUAAAAACAAAAUGAAUUGCCACCUUGCUUAAUUGUUAAUCUGGUCCUGCCUUUAGGGUAUCUAUUGGGGAGUAUCGAGAAGAGUGUGUUUCUGUUUCCUGAUUGCGCCCUUGAUUAUUAGCUAGAGCUAACUAAGUUGAAUGAUCGCGAUAGAACUUAGUUGUUCAGCAUAAAUAAUCUACAAUGUUAGAGGAUGUCUGAAUUCAUUAAACAAACUACAAACAUAUCCUUAUUUUAUAGUUAGUUAAUCAUGACUUUUUUAAGCAAUGCCGACAGGAAGCCAGGUAUAUUGAUGGUUUUGUUUCUAUUCCCAACAUAUACGCUGUGUACUAGCAUUCCAGAUUCUGAUAGAUCUGAAGCGAGCGUCUUCAAAACGUACCUGUUUGAAAAUGUCACAGCGACGGAAGAUGUAUUUCCACCUUUACCAGGUAUAUUUCAAAGCAAAUGGAUACAAUAUUUUCCACAUAUACAGUCAAUGAAAGGACAUUUUGAAGGCAUGAAUACACUUCCUCCACAGCCCAUGAUAACUUCAGCCAGAAAGACAAUAAUUUCUAUUCCGAAGAAAAUAUACAAAUUAAACGAUAUAUUCAAAGCCAAAAUUGAAGCAAUGGAUUUUAGAGGAAACCCCAAGAAAUAUGGUGGUGAUUUUUUCCGCGUGGGACUCUAUAAACCAUUUAGAGAUACUGAUGGGGUUUCUUGUGGCGUUGUGGACAAUUUGAUCGGGACUUAUGAUAUUUCGUGUCCUUUAGUCUGGGUAGGGAAUGGAGUACUGAAAGUGACAUUAAUACAUCCAAGCGAAAGUUUAUAUGGACUGAUGUUAAAUUCUUCUGGAACAAAAGAACUCGGUGUUUCACUUCGAGCAACAGUGAAAAUCAAUGGACAAGAGGAGUUGACGGAUUGCGCGUUUGGAUUUCCAGGAAAAUCAAAAUACGGAGUUUGUGAUUACUCCAACUCAAAGAAUGGAGACCCAUGGUACUGCAUGAAGCCAAAAUCAAAUCAAUGUUCAACGAAUCUAUGGAUUACAAGAUAUUUAGAUUCUGAUAAAAACCAAAAGCUUGGAAAACGACCAUAUUUUCGAAAAGGAAUAACUUGGAGAGUGAAAAUAAUGCAACCCAAUUUAACGGUACAAAUACAAGAUGGCGGGAGUAGACCGCGAUUUGCUUCCGAACUACCACGGUGUUCUGAAUUGAAACAGGUUGUUCUUAAUAAAGACCCAUCGGUUGCCACCGGAUUAGCUAUAAACGCUGGAUGGUCUUCUUUCAUUUGUCGAAAUCAUCCAUUCGAUGAAGAUAAAUUCGCAAAUUGUCUUCAGAACCAUGAAAUAAUUUUAACAGGAGAUUCCACAAUGAAACAAUGGUAUAGAUACCUAAUUUCAGCUUUUGGUGCUGAAACUUAUGGUCUGGGUGGUACGGAUUCUUCGUGGGCGGAGAGGCGUAUUGGACACCAAAGAAAAAACAAUAUAACCCUCCGAUUUUUUCCGCAUGGCCCCCCUUCUCAUCAUCCAGGACUGUCGGAAGUAAGACCGUAUAUAUCAGAUACUUUAGAUGAAAUUCCAUCGGAUAGAGACAAUAUUAUAUUUAUAUUUUCGAUUGGGCUGCACAUGAAUUUAUUUCAUCCAGAUAUAUAUUUACAACGAAUCAGAAAUAUACGUGCGUCCGUUGAAAAUUUGCAUCGGAGAUCGCCCAACAUAAAAAUAUUUGUCAGGGAACUUCACGCCCACUCCCAAUCAACCAUACUCUGUCCGUCAGAUUGGUUUAGUUAUAGAUAUAAUGUUUUGCUACGUCAAGUGUUUGAAAACGUUGACGGCGUGACUUAUCUACCAUUUUGGGAUAUGUCGGCUGUUUACAAUAAUCGUCCAUACCACCCUGGAGCACGAUUGUUGAAAUUACAGCUUGGUCUUCUUCAGUCUUUCGUUUGCAAAUGAAUAUAUUGUGUCAUCUUGAAUCAAGUCUCAAGUGAGCACCUAUAUAGAAAGGCUCCCCAUAAACAUUUCCAGCAUCCUAUUUUCAUCAUCAAUCAAAUCUUCGAGAUAGUUUUGUACUCGAAUGGAAGUACUUAUCAUCGACUUUCGACGUCUUAGCAAAAUUUAUUUAACACUUUUUUUGUUUUUACGUUUCACCAUACCUCAAUAAUAACUUAUAUUUCACAAUUUUCACAAUAAAAUAUUUACUUGAUAUCCCUCCAUAUUUAAAUAUAUUUUGCAAUAUCUAUUCAUAAGUCUCCUAAACUUAACAAUGACUAUUCUUUGCUUGUUCUUUCUGUCACAUAUCUUAGGCCUACGGCGUUGCUAACUCGAUGCAGUUUCUCGCAACUUCUUCCGAUUUGAUAAUCUGUAUUUUUACAAAAUGGAACAAUAAAUACUUCAUUCAUUCAUUAUUUUA